Molecule: messenger RNA, 1155 nt
Organism: Sporothrix brasiliensis 5110
Lineage: Eukaryota; Fungi; Ascomycota; Sordariomycetes; Ophiostomatales; Ophiostomataceae
Product: 2-oxoisovalerate dehydrogenase E1 component, alpha subunit
Exons: 2
Coding region: 1-1155 (384 amino acids)
Biological process (GO): branched-chain amino acid catabolic process
Molecular function (GO): oxidoreductase activity, acting on the aldehyde or oxo group of donors, disulfide as acceptor
Source: RefSeq, a predicted model, not a curated record
AUGCCGACGUACCGUGUCCUUGAUCAGCACGGCGUUGUUGUUGAUCCGACGUUCGAACCCGACUUGAACGAUGAAGAGGUUGUGAAGCUAUAUCGUGAUAUGCUAACGAUCUCCAUCAUGGACGUUAUCAUGUUCGACGCCCAGAGGCAAGGUCGCAUCAGCUUUUACAUCGUGUCCUCUGGUGAAGAAGCUACUUGUGUGGGAUCUGCAUCUGCCCUGUCUCCCGAGGAUGUGAUAUUCUGCCAGUAUCGAGAACAGGGUGUUUUCCAACAACGAGGAUUCACGAUGAAGGAAUUCAUGAGUCAAUUAUUCGCAAACAGGCACGAUUCGGGGAAGGGCAGAAACAUGCCCGUGCACUAUGGCAGCAGUCGUCUGAACAUUCAUUCCAUAUCGUCCCCACUUGGUACGCAACUGCCGCAUGCUUCGGGUGCAGCCUACGCAUUAAAAAUCCAACGGCUACAAAAUCCUACGGCUGAUCCUCGGAUCGUAGCCGUCUACUUUGGCGAGGGAGCCGCCAGUGAAGGUGACUUCCACGCCGCACUCAAUAUCGCCGCCACUCGCUCGUGCCCAGUUGUCUUUAUAUGCCGCAAUAAUGGAUACUCGAUAUCCACUCCAGCUCUUGAGCAAUAUCGCGGAGAUGGUAUCUCCAGUCGCGGUCUCGGAUAUGGCAUCGACACCGUGCGGGUGGACGGAAAUGACCUUUGGGCUGUGCGUUCGGCCAUGGCGCAAGCCCGCAAGAUGGCACUCCAGGACGGUGGAAAACCGGUGUUGCUAGAAUGCCUAUCAUACCGAGUCGGCCACCACAGCACGUCGGAUGAUUCGUUUGCGUAUCGAGCCAAGGUGGAGGUUGAGGACUGGAAACGCAGAGACAACCCGAUAUCGCGUCUCCGAAAGUGGAUGGAAGCCAGAGGGUGCUGGGAUGAUGGCAAGGAGAAGGAUGCUCGCGAGACAAUUCGGAAAGACAUACUGAAGACGUUCAACGAGGCAGAGCGUGAGAAAAAACCACCCAUCCGCGCUCUGUUCGAGGAUGUCUACGAGGAACUGACCCCCGACCUCCAUGCUCAAAUGAAGCAGCUCAAGAACCACCUUGACAAAUAUCCAGAAGAAUAUGACGUCGGAGACUACGAGGGUGGCAAGAGCAGUCUGGAAUCUUAA